Messenger RNA from Hemicordylus capensis (graceful crag lizard), 4473 nucleotides. It is a transcript of the gene FEZF1, whose product is annotated as FEZ family zinc finger 1. The coding region runs from base 570 to 2027 and encodes 485 amino acids. Gene Ontology annotation, cellular component: nucleus. The transcript has 4 exons. The record is from RefSeq and is a predicted model, not a curated record. Lineage: Eukaryota; Metazoa; Chordata; Lepidosauria; Squamata; Cordylidae.
UCCAAUGAAAAGUAGCCGCUCGCACUUGGGGGUGGGAAGGGAAAGGGGGGGCGCGACUCCCCCCCUCCUAGUGUCUGUUGGAAGCGAAUUGAGCAAUUAUCUAGUUUACCUUCUCCUCUUGGAAGUUAACGAUUGGCGGGAUCGUGGCUGCUGCUAUUGAACCAACACUUUCCACUGAGAGAGAAAGAGAGAAAGAGAGACAACGAGGAGGAAGAGAAGAAGAGGAAGAAGAGGAAGAAGAGGAAGAGCGCGACCCUUCCCCGCCACAGGAGCGCACAGGCGGCAAUGGGCCCGGACGAGUCCAUCAGGCUGGGCAGGCUGGUUCCGCUGGCGGCCGUCGAAGGGGGGAUGAUGCUGGUGGUGGUGGCAGCGGCGGCGAUGAAGAAGAUGCAGAAGAUGAAGCUCAUGAGGGGGGUGGCAGCGGCAGGGACGGCCUCGGCGGGCUUGAUGUCGGGUCUGGAGUACAAGGCGGUGGCGGCGGCGUCCUGCUCCCUGCCCGGCGCUCUGUGACCGGGCGCAGCAGGGGCAAAGCUAGCCGGAGAGGCGCCACUUCCAGAGAGCGGCCAGCCAUGGACAGCAGCGGGCACCCGACGGCUGCCAAGAGCCUGAGCGCUCCUCCUCGGGGCAGCAUGCUGAGCGCCUCCAAGCCGCUGGCCUUCUCCAUCGAGCGGAUCAUGGCCCGGACGGCCCCGGAGCCCAAAGCCCUGCCGCUGCUGCCCCAUUUCUUACACGGAGCGGGGGCCAAAGCCGGGGAGCAGGCCAAGCAGCAGCAGCAGGCGCUCAGCCUGGGCGCCUCCAUCCCCUGCAUGAUCCCCUUCGUGCCGCUGGCCUACGAGCCCUUAGCCAAGCCGGGAUCGGAGCCCAGGAAGCUGGACCCGCCUUCCUCCUCCUCCUCCUCCUCCUCCUCCUCCUCCUCCUCGUCCUCCCUGAGCUGCGCGCUGAGCCUCAAGCCCCAGGCCGACCUGCAGCAGCACUACAAGCUGGUCCGGCCCCGCGUGGUCAACCACUCCUCCUUCCAGGCCCUAAGCGCCCUGGGCUACUUCAGCCGGGCCGCCGAGCCUCCGCCGCCGCCGCCGCCGUCGGGCCUCAGCCUCCACCCGGUGGCCUCCUACUUCCUGGGAUCGCCGCUGCCGGCGCCCGCCCUGCCAGCCCCGACGGCGCCCAAGGCCUACUUGGCCGAGAGGAACAAGCUGCAGCCGCUGCCGCACGGCCCGGACAAGUACACGCCGCCGCCGCCGCCGCCUCUGCAGCUGCCGCCGCCGGCCUUCAAGGACUUGGCGCACGCCCAGCUCCACAGCGCUGCCGCCGCCGCCGCUGCAGCCGCCGCCGCCGCCGCCGCGCACCUCCUGGCCGCCGAGAAGCUGCCCUUCAAGGGCGUCGCGGCGGCCGAUUUCAGCCGCGGCUCGCCAGGCGCCAAGCCCAAAGUCUUCACCUGCGAGGUCUGCGGCAAGGUCUUCAACGCGCACUACAACUUAACGCGCCACAUGCCGGUUCACACCGGAGCCCGGCCCUUUGUCUGCAAGGUCUGCGGCAAGGGCUUCCGCCAGGCCAGCACCCUCUGCCGACACAAGAUCAUCCACACCCAGGAAAAGCCCCACAAGUGCAGCCAGUGCGGGAAAGCCUUUAACCGGAGCUCCACGUUAAACACGCACACGCGGAUACACGCCGGCUACAAACCUUUUGUGUGUGAAUUUUGCGGCAAAGGGUUUCAUCAAAAAGGGAACUACAAGAACCACAAGCUGACGCACAGCGGCGAGAAGCAGUUCAAGUGCAAUAUCUGCAACAAGGCUUUCCACCAGGUGUACAACCUGACCUUCCACAUGCACACCCACAACGACAAGAAGCCCUUCACCUGCCCCACCUGCGGCAAAGGCUUCUGCAGGAACUUUGACCUCAAGAAGCACGUCCGCAAGCUGCACGACAGCACCGGCGGCGGCGGCGGCAGCUCCUCGCUGGGUCUGUCUCGGGCUCCUGGCGAGCCAGAGCCAGAGCCGCCGCCGGCCCCCGCGCUGCUUCACCACCCUUGAGGCCCCCCGAGGUCUGCCCUUCUUCUGCAUGCGCUGCCUCAGCGGGUUGGUGUUUCCUGCGCCCGCUCUCCAGAGAAGCCACACUUUCGCCUCUGGGACUGCUGGAGAGCGGCUCCUCCAACGUGACAAUAGGGGGAGCGGGGAGAGGAAAGACUUGACCCCCCGCUCCAGUCUUUCAGGAUGGAGAGAUGGCUUUGAGGACAAGGACACGUGGUGAAAACUUACUCCGGGUGUAUUUAUUGACCUGGGUCGAGACCCAGCUGGGAAGCCUGCCUAGCGUUGCCAGAUCGUCACUUUCGGAACAAGAGAGGGGAGGGAGGGAUCCUCUCCGCCACGACCCCCCCCUUCUUGUUUUUUAAGCCCCAUCCCUUUUAAAGGACUGCUUCCGAUGCCCGGAGGUCGCUGUGGUCUUGCAAAGGGCUGUCAAAGGCCUCAAAGGGCUGUCACCUCUUUCAGAACACCGCAGCCUUAUGUCCGGGCAGGAUUCUUGCUCCAAGCAAUUUGCCUUGCCCUUAUCCCAAAAGGACAUCCCUUAGCCCAGAAGUCUACUAAGUCGUGAGGUCUACUCUUUGCAUAGAGAAGGUCAGAUUGCUCCUUCUUGUCCAUGAUAUCUCUCCUUGGUGGCAUCUGAAAUCCAAAAGAUGGCCAUUGGCCCAUUGUAGGGAUCUCUCUUCAGAAAGGAUGCUCCUUUGUUAAAAGGCCUUUCGGUGGAAUCGAAGCCUUGGGGAAAGUUGCAUGCCGUGUUUGAGAAGCUGUGAGCGCCCCUGCGAUACUGACAGUGCAUUUAAGCGCAUUGUAACCAAGUGUGAGAAAUGCUCUGAGAACAUUUUCUUGACUUUCUCCUUGAGAGGAAGCCCCCAGAUUCUCUGAAUUUUCGUUCCUCUUUAAUUUGGAGGAAACCUGUCAUUCGCUUGCACAUUUCACUCGGUAGAAAUUGUGGUUCCAACAGUUGUUAAGCCGGGACAGAAUGCAGAACAUCGAUCCGAUGCUUUGACGUUCCCACUAGAGACCGAUUUAAGUCUCGCAGUCCAGAAGAUGAGGCUGCCGUAGGUCCCAAUGUAAACCCUGCUCUCUGAAAAGAGUCUUCUUUUUGUAAACGGCAUGUAAAGGGCAUGGCCCUUCACCAAACUGCAGCCCCCACGUACACUUCAGGGCUCUCUUUUAUUUGAAGCGGUGCCCUAGGCUGGCCCUUACUCCCUUCGGAGCCCGACUGACCUUUGCUGGAAGGACUCCUGUCUUUAAAAGGCAGGCCCUUAUCUGCCGGAUUCCUGGGUAGUGACCACCUUAGAAGAGCGGAGUGACCUUCUGAAACUUUCUCUUUCAGAAAUACUCUACCCUUACAGAAAACAAAAAGGAUGUCCCAGAAAUUAUUCCAGAAGACCACUUUCCUUGAGCAAGUCAGGGGAUGUCCCUUAUUAUAAGGGAGAAUAUCCUCUUUCAAAGGAUGGUCCUGAGUCGGUACAGCACCUGCAGGGAUGCAGAUUCCCCCCUCCAAGCAUUUGAAGAGCUCCCCCUUCAUUUUCUGGAACUCACCCUGUUGAGCCUAAUAACCCAUAUCGUCAAUCCCCCAAACACGUUUCUCCCUGCACCAAAAGUGUCUUUCUUCUCCCCCUCAAACCAUUUAAGUGAAGAGUUGCUCCUCAAGUUUGCCCUCUGUCUGUACCCCUGGACACCUGCUUUGCAUGCAGAAGGUCCCAGAUUUAGUCCUUGGCAUCUCCAGGCGGGGUGGGGGCAAGGAAAGACCCCUGGUUAAAGCCCCAGAGAAUUGCUGCCUGCCUGCCCGCCCGCCCGCCCGUGAAAAUAACAGUCAGCUAGAUGGACCAAUGCUCUGACUCAGUAUGAGGCAGCUUGACCGGUCAUUUUGGGACACUUCAGCUCACCACCCACGCCCCUAGUUCUGGUGAUGCGGUGCCCUUUCAUCUGAAGGGCUCCUUGGUUGCAGAGUAUCACCCCUCCCAGCAUCCUUAUAUGUGUCUGGGGGUGGGUGGGCUCUCCUCCUUGAAGAGAUGUUCCCCCGCAAUGGGCAAUCCCUCUUCCCCCGACACUCCACGUUUUCGCGUUGGAUCUGGCAACCCUGGCAUCCUUCUCUUUGACUUGCUCGUUGUAUAUAGAUUUUUCAAGUGUGUUGAUUGACUUUGCCUGCUGGUGAGUUUGGUUUGUCUCCACCCCACCCACCCCGUUCUUGAUUUCUCCUUUCCCGGUUGGUCCCCCCACCCCCCUCUCAACCGCCCUCCACACACACACACCCCACCAGCAUCCUCUCCCCACUCCCUGACCAUCGCACCUCUUGUGGACAGGGGGCUGGAUUCAGUUUUGUAUGGGACCUGAACUUUCCGGUUGUAUUUUUCUUUUUUUAAAUUAUUAUUAUUAUUAUUAUUGCACGUGCAAAAAAAAAGGGAAAAAAAGAGGAUGAUUUGGUGGAUCUGGUGGCAAAUAAACGGGUGGA